AUGGCCACUAACAGCAGGGGAGAGGGAGACAGGGUGGGGCAUGGGAACACAUUUUGUGCCCUUCCCAGGCUUUUGGGAGGGUCCCAGCAGAUAAUGCAGAUGCUAUUAUGGCCACUGCCAUAUCUAGAAAGCCUUGGGACAUGGAGACCUGGCGCUGACCUUCUGUAUAAUUUCAGAUCUCAAUUUAUCAGAACCUGCCCCCGCAGGGGCGGGGCAGCCAGCAAGUUACUAAUUCAUUCCCACAUGCUCUCAAGUUCAGAAGCCAGCCUGGCAGCCACUGGAGUCAAAAUGAAGAUCCCGGCCUCUGUCCACAUCUGCGGCACCAUGCUGGCCCUGCUCUCACUGCUGGCUGUCCUCCAGACUGCCACAGCCCGCAAGAAUGACAUCGACAUCUACAGCCUCACCGUGGACUCCAAGGUGUCAUCCCGAUUUGCCCACACGGUCGUCACCAGCCGGGUGGUCAACAGGGCCGAUACUGUGCGGGAGGCCACCUUCCAGAUGGAGCUGCCCAAGAAAGCUUUCAUCACCAACUUCUCCAUGAUCAUCGAUGGUGUGACCUACCCAGGGAACAUCAAGGAAAAGGCUGCAGCCCAGGAGCAGUACCACGCGGCUGUGGCCAAGGGAGAGAGUGCCGGCCUUGUCAAGGCCACUGGGAGAAAGACAGAGCAGUUCCAAGUGUCAGUCAGUGUGGCUCCGGCUGCCAAGGUCACCUUUGAGCUGGUGUAUGAGGAGCUGCUCAAGCGGCAUCUGGGGGUGUAUGAGCUACUGCUGAAAGUGCAGCCCCAGCAGCUGGUCAAGCACCUGCAGAUGGACAUUCACAUCUUCGAGCCCCAGGGCAUCAGUUUCCUGGAGACAGAGAGCACCUUCGUGACCAACGAGCUAGAAAAGGCCCUCACCACCUCACAGAACAAGACCAAGGCUCAUAUCCAGUUCAAGCCAACGCUCUCCCAGCAGCAAAAGUCUCCAGAGAAGCAGGACACAGUCCUAGAUGGCAACUUGAUCAUCCGCUAUGAUGUGAACCGGACCCUCUCUGGGGGCUCCAUUCAGAUUGAGAACGGCUACUUUGUGCACUACUUUGCCCCAGAAGGCCUGCCCACAAUGCCCAAGAAUGUGGUCUUUGUCAUUGACAAGAGUGGCUCCAUGAGUGGCAGGAAAAUUGAGCAGACCCGAGAAGCCCUGAUCAAGAUUCUGGAUGACCUUAGCCCCAAAGACCAGUUCAACCUCAUAGUCUUCAGCAUGGAGGCAACCCAGUGGAAGCCAUCACUGGUGCCAGCCUCGGCCGAGAACGUGAACGAGGCUAGGAGCUACGCGGCCAGCAUCAAGGCCCAGGGAGGGACCAAUAUCAAUGACGCGAUGCUGAUGGCCGUGAAGCUGCUGGACAAUGACAACCGGAAUGAGCUGCUGCCCGCGGGGAGCGUCUCACUUAUCAUCCUGCUCACUGACGGCGACCCCACCGUGGGGGAGACCAACUCCACGAAGAUCCAGAAGAAUGUGCAGAAAGCCAUAAGUGACAAGUACAGCCUCUUCUGCCUGGGCUUCGGCUUUGAUGUCAGCUACAGCUUCCUGGAGAAGAUGGCGCUGGACAACGGUGGCCUGGCUCGGCGCAUUUAUGAGGACUCAGACUCCGCCCUGCAGCUCCAGGACUUUUACCAGGAGGUGGCCAACCCACUGCUGGAGGCGGUGGCCUUUGAGUACCCGAGCAACGCUGUGGAGGAGGUCACGCAGGACAACUUCCGGCUCCUCUUCAAGGGCUCAGAGAUGGUAGUGGCUGGGAAGCUCCGGGACCAGAGCCCUGAUACACUCUCAGCCAAAGUCAUCGGGCACAUGCAUAAACAGAACAUCACUUUCCAAAUGGAGUCCAGUGUGGCAGAGCAGGAGGAGGAGUUCCGGAGCCCCAAGUAUAUCUUCCACAACUUCAUGGAGAGACUCUGGGCAUACCUGACCAUCCAGCAACUGCUGGAGCACAGUGUUUCUGCGUCAGAUGCUGAACGGCAGGCCCUCAAGACCCGAGCUCUGAACUUGUCACUCAGCUACAGCUUUGUCACACCUCUCACAUCUAUGGUGGUCACCAAACCUGAGGGCCAAGAACAGUCUCAAGUUGCUGAGAAGCCCGUGGAAGAAGAAAACAGACACAGGAAAGUCUACUCAGGAGGCAGCUAUGCAGACCCUUCCUUUGUCCUAAGAAGAGGAUUCAGUAGACAAGGAGUGGCCAGAUUCCCACCGGGUUUCGGAGUUGGAGUUGGUGGCUUGCCGGAGAGAUCUGGAUUCCGUGGACCUCCUCAUGCCCCAGAUGCUCCUCUUCCUCCUUAUCCCUCUCACCAUCUGACCCAUGCCUCGCUACCCAGCAUGGCCUUCUUAGUGCCUGAUUCAGCACUACCAGCUGAGCCUGAUCAAGCCAUGUUGCAUGUCGUGGAUACAAGAAUCAAAGAAACAACCACGACAGUGCCCGCAAGUGAGUUGCCAGCCCCCAGCACCCCUCCCUAUCCAUGCCCCCCAGCCUGCUCUGCCUGUCCCAGGAACUGUGUACUGGCUGUCCCAGCCCCCAUCCAGGCUCCUUCAGUUAUCCUGCCGCUGCCUGGGCAGAGCGUGGACCGGCUCUGUGUGGACAUCAAGCAAUCUCAGGGACCAAUGAAUCUGCUCUCAGACCCUACCCAAGGGGUUGAGGUGACUGGCCAGUAUGAGACGGAGGAGGCUAGGUUCUCAUGGAUUGAGGUGACCUUCAAGAAUCCCCAGCUGCAGGUUCAUGCAUCCCCUGAACACGUGGUGGUGAUUCGGAACAGAAGAAGCUUUGCGUAUAAGUGGAAAGAGACGCUGUUCUCGGUGAUGCCCAGCCUAAAGAUGACCAUGGACAAGACGGGUGUCUUGCUGCUCAGUGGCCCAGACAAAGUGACCAUCGGCCUAUUGCCAUGGGAUGGACCCGGUGAGGGGCUCCGGCUCCUUCUGCGUGACACUGACCGCUUCUCCAGCCACGUCAACGGGACUCUUGGCCAGUUUUACCAGGACGUGCUCUGGGGGCCCUUAGAAGCGGCAGACGACAGCAAACGCACUUUGAGGGUUCAGGGGAACGACCAUUCUGCCACCAGAGAGCUCAAGCUGGAUUACCAGGAGGGACCCCCAGGAACAGAAAUUUCCUGCUGGUCUGUGGAGCUGUAGUUCUGAUGGGAGGAGCUAUGGCCCCCCCACCUCAUGCCACCCCACUGAAUGCAGAUGGCUGGCAACCUGCAACCAGAGGGCCACCUGUGGGGCCUGGGGAGGGGGAUUCCCAUUCAUUACAAAUAAAGGUGGGCAUAUCUGACUCCAUCUGGCUAAA
This is a messenger RNA of Cynocephalus volans (Philippine flying lemur), 3310 nucleotides long. RefSeq names its product inter-alpha-trypsin inhibitor heavy chain 4 (gene ITIH4). The transcript has 23 exons. The record is from RefSeq and is a predicted model, not a curated record. The coding region runs from base 1 to 3153 and encodes 1050 amino acids. Lineage: Eukaryota; Metazoa; Chordata; Mammalia; Dermoptera; Cynocephalidae. Gene Ontology annotation, biological process: hyaluronan metabolic process. Gene Ontology annotation, molecular function: serine-type endopeptidase inhibitor activity.